Messenger RNA from Cordyceps fumosorosea ARSEF 2679, 438 nucleotides. RefSeq names its product CHCH domain protein. Gene Ontology annotation, biological process: mitochondrion organization. The transcript has 2 exons. Gene Ontology annotation, cellular component: nucleus; mitochondrion. Lineage: Eukaryota; Fungi; Ascomycota; Sordariomycetes; Hypocreales; Cordycipitaceae. The coding region runs from base 1 to 438 and encodes 145 amino acids. The record is from RefSeq and is a predicted model, not a curated record.
AUGCCUCGUCAACGCUCUGCCGCCCGUGCUCCCGCGCGCGCUCCGACUCGCCCGACCGCCGCCGCCCCUGCGCCCGCGCCGCAGCAGGCUCGUCCGGCCACCACCAUGGCCGCGCCGCCUCAGCAGUACCAGCAGGCGCCUGCUCAGUCGCAGGGCCCUGGUCUGUUUGGCCAGAUGGCCAGUACCGCUGCAGGUGUCGCAAUUGGUUCUUCGGUCGGCCACGCCAUCGGCGGCUUCUUCUCCGGCGGCUCGUCGGAGCCCGCGCCCCAGCAGGUCCAGGCCCAGCAGCCGGCCCAGCAGCAGCAGCAGUACAACAACUGCGCCGGCGCCGCCCAGAGCUUCACCAAGUGCAUGGACGACAACGGUGGCAACAUGCAGAUCUGCAACUGGUACCUUGAGCAGCUCAAGGCUUGCCAGGCCGCCGCCAGCCAGUACUAA